GCCGCAAUUACACAUGGAGCACUGCAGGGAUUAGCUUAUUUGCAUUCUCAUAAUUUAAUCCAUCGAGAUAUCAAGGCGGGCAACAUCCUUCUCACAGAGCCGGGCCAAGUGAAACUUGCUGACUUUGGGUCUGCUUCUAUAGCAUCUCCAGCCAAUUCAUUUGUGGGGACACCAUAUUGGAUGGCCCCUGAAGUAAUCUUAGCCAUGGAUGAAGGACAGUAUGAUGGAAAAGUAGACGUUUGGUCUUUGGGGAUUACUUGUAUUGAACUAGCUGAAAGGAAACCUCCUUUGUUUAAUAUGAAUGCAAUGAGU
This is a messenger RNA of Staurois parvus, 312 nucleotides long. The record is from the annotation of a GenBank genome assembly. NCBI's taxonomy places the organism in Eukaryota, Metazoa, Chordata, Amphibia, Anura, Ranidae.